Molecule: messenger RNA, 864 nt
Organism: Saccoglossus kowalevskii
Lineage: Eukaryota; Metazoa; Hemichordata; Enteropneusta; Harrimaniidae
Product: protein phosphatase 1 regulatory subunit 27-like
Cellular component (GO): cytoplasm
Molecular function (GO): protein binding; enzyme inhibitor activity; phosphatase regulator activity
Source: RefSeq, a predicted model, not a curated record
UUUUGCGACUGUGCAACUGGCAGCCAAGCCUUUGAUUGCACAUCCGUUAUUCGCGAACGACAACAAACAGACAUAUCACGCGGCGAUCACAAAUAGUCCGACCUAGUUGUCAUUUCCUGCCAUCGACGGCUCGCCUAUCAGCUUAGAGAUUUUUAAAGUGCUUCUAGUACGUGGUUAAAACCUGGUCCGAUUUUCGCCAUUGCACAACAACAAGAGAAAGAGAUGGGAAAACAGAAGGAAUACCGAAGCAACCCGAACAAGAGGAGACGAGUUCGAGUCGUCCCGGAGUGGAAGGAGAAAGGUCUCCCGCCUCCGGAUGAAUACUAUGACGUCACAAAUAAAAAACAGGAUUAUGGAGACGUUGACCAAGAGAAGGCACUGGAAUUGAUUAACGCCGUGCGGGAAAGCGACAUGUUGGGCGUACGUCGUUUGGUCCGCGCAGGCGCCCGGAUCAAUUGUCCCAUGGAUGGAGGAUGGACUGCGUUACACCACGCCGCCGUGGGUGGCCAACUUGAUAUUGUCAGGUACUUGGUGAUACGAGGCGCUGACAAAACGAUGAUGACGAAUGACGCUAAGUUGGCCGUGGAUCUAGUCAACGAUAACUAUACGGAGAUUACGGAAUUAUUGCGCUGAGACGAAAGAUGGAGUCAUAGUUUUGUUAGUACAUUGUAUAUAUAAGCCAGGGCAUGUUGACGAACAUGAAGCAUGGCGCCACCUGAGGGGUCACUGGUUGGUUACCGGACAGGAGUGUUCAUCUACUUUCAUUUUUUAAAGGACAUGUUUUGUUAACGUUGGAAUUCCUGGCUUGCCGAACUAAUUCACAAACGUGUGUUCUGAAUCAGAGGCUUAAUAAUGGAUAUAUGG